AUGGAUUUAAAACUAAUAGAUAAGCUGCGCUUACUAAAAAUGGAUACAGAACUACGACCUCAAAUAAAAAUGAAGCCCAUUAGCAGGUAUUAUUUUAUUACUGGAACUAAUCCUGGCGAACAGUUCUACGUUUUUGCUUCAACUGCUGCGUGGCUUAUAAGAAAAACUGGCAAAGACUUCGAGCAACCUAAUGAAGAGGAUGAUCCGAACAGCAUAAUUGCAACUAUACUUGACGUUCUGAGAGAAAAAGAGAUCACAGUUGACUUCUCGUCACACAAACUUAAACAAGGCUACGGCGAACAGGUUUGCUAUAUUCUCAAUGUACUAGCAGACGAAGCUUUAAAGAAAAUUGAUUUUGAAUGGCAGAAGCCAAUUGUAGAUAUUCCCGACCCUGAAGAAUCUCCAGACGAUGUUGACCAAGUUGAGGAUGAAACAGAAAUUUUCUUAGAUAAAGUAGAAGAAGAAAUGGCAAUAUAUUCUGGAGAAUCAGAUGAAGACUUUAAUAAUGAGGAACCAGAACCAACUGUAGUUAAAAAAGUUCACGAUUGGGAGGCGUGGAAGUUGGAAUUGGAAAGAGUAGCACCUGCAUUGAGACUAAAGAUAUCUGCAGAUGGCCGCGAUUGGCGAGCAAGACAUUCUCAAAUGCGGACAUACAGAGACGAGUUAUUCGAUAGAUUUAAAUCUACUGGUAGUCAAUUGAAUAAAUUGCAUGGAAAUAUAAAUUCUGUUAUGGACAAGAUUACUGCAAGGGAAAAUAUACUUAACGAGCAGUUUGAUCCUCUGAUAAAAGAGUAUAUAUCCUUACUAGACGAGUUGAAUAAGGUGACUAAUGAAUACAAGGAAGUGAGUGUUGGACUGACAGAAAGGCAAGAAAUGUUGAAUGAAUUGACUAAUAAAGUAGAAAAUAUAAAGCAGAGAACAGAGUCGAAAGGUUCCUCGAUGAAUGAUAAUUCUCCAUUGGUGACUGCUAAGAAAGCGGUUGCGACUCUGAAGAAAGAUAUUCAGGAUAUGGAUUUCCAGAUUAUAAUUUUGCUGUGGUUGUUGACGUCGAAAGAGAAUCCUAAUAGUAAUAAUCUAUUUGCUAAUGAAUCUAAAAUGGUUGAAAUUGAGAGCUAUUAA
Molecule: messenger RNA, 1119 nt
Organism: Arctia plantaginis
Lineage: Eukaryota; Metazoa; Arthropoda; Insecta; Lepidoptera; Erebidae
Source: the annotation of a GenBank genome assembly